Messenger RNA from Felis catus (domestic cat), 8589 nucleotides. It is a transcript of the gene RTTN, whose product is annotated as rotatin. Gene Ontology annotation, biological process: ciliary basal body organization; centriole replication; centriole-centriole cohesion. The record is from RefSeq and is a predicted model, not a curated record. The transcript is spliced from 45 exons. Gene Ontology annotation, cellular component: centrosome; ciliary basal body; centriole. NCBI's taxonomy places the organism in Eukaryota, Metazoa, Chordata, Mammalia, Carnivora, Felidae. Bases 272 to 6340 code for a protein of 2022 amino acids.
CCCUGCUUGUCUCCUCGUUCUUUCCGGUUCUUACGACAGAGACUGCUGUCUAGGAGCCGCGUAGUAGUAAUUACAGAGAGACUUUAAGCUUCUGUGGAGGCGCGGGGCCCAGCAGCAGCUCCCUGGAUGCUUCCUAUUUGUGCCGUGGUUGUCUCCGGCCUUGCGGAACCCGCAGCCCGACCGGCCGGGUUUCCAUGGGGACACUGAUUGUACACGGACGUUGUGGCGCGGCAGUUUAAUUCUCCGGCGGCGGCUGAUUGAGCGGGACGAGAUGGUCUUGACGGGGCUCAUCAGGAAACUCGGUCAUCAGCUGGCCGAGAUCAGGGAACGUGCUCUCAAGAAUAUCCUCUGCAAGGUUGAGCACAACUUACUCUGCUGUGAAGAUCUAGUUCAGGAGAGGCUGCUUUUUCAACGUUUGCUGGAAUGGUUCAAUUUCCCGUCUGUUCCAAUGAAAGAAGAGGUUCUCAGCCUGUUGAGCAGAUUGGUUAAGUAUCCCUCAGCAGUCAAGCAUUUGGUUGACCUUGGUGCAGUUGAAUUCUUAUCUAAACUUCGUUCUAAUGUGGAGCCGAAUCUACAGGGUGAAAUUGAUGGCAUUCUGGACGGACUUUUUAUUCUUCCUUCAGAUGAUCCUGCCCUAUACUCUGCGUCUUACCAAACCAAACAAACUGAAUUGCCACAACAACCUGAAAUCUUAAUAGGAUAUUUUCCUCAAGACAAAAGUAAUUUCCAGCAGACGGAAGUGUCUCCACGACCAAUGGUAAAUCAGACUGUGAAGUGUUUGAAGUUUUCUACAUUUCCCUGGCUCCCCCUGACUACAACAGAUAGACAUGUUCUCUCUUCUAACGAAAGCUCUUUAAGAAGUAGUAACCACACUUUAAUCUGGAAUACCUGUGAACUAUUGAAGGAUGUUAUCAUGCAAGAUUUUCCUGCUGAAAUUUUUCUUCAAAGGCCAAAAAUUGUUCAGAGCCUUUUAUCUCUGUUAAAACUGGCCUUUGGAGGAGACGGAAAGCAUCGCCUGGCCUUACAGUCCGUGUCCUGUUUGCAGCAGCUGUGCGUGUAUUUAAGAAACAGACUGAACUUUCACCGUGAUCCAGGUUUUUUCUCUAGUAAACAAGGGCUUGAACUCACAACCUCGAGAUCAAAAAGUUGCAUCCUGUACCAACUGAGCCAUCCAGAUACAGUUUCCCAAAAUUCUUCUUUGUCUUAUUGUCAUGAAGCUAGAGUUAUUCAUCAUUCCCAGAAUCCUUCUCCAGGAAGCAGUAGCCCCCGGCCUUCUGUGGUUGGACGCACAGGUCAGCGACCCAGGGGAGACGGUCAGGAUUGGGACGCAGUGUCUUCCAGUGGGAGCGGGAGUCAUGCUCCUGUCAACUCCAGGGUAUCUGUGCCUUCACCUGUGGACGUGGUGCACAUAGACCUGCCGGAGCUGGAGACCGAAGAUGCGCUGGAGCUGCAGUUCCUCCAGCUCAGUCUUCCCCAGUUCUGUGUCUCUGUUCUGGAAUCAGCAGUUCCUCUCUUAAGAACAGGUAGUAGACAAAUGAUAAUAAGGGUUCUGGAAUUGCUUGCAGAGGAUGUGAUACUUAUUGGUGAAGCAAUUUCAGCAGAUAUCUGGGAUGACAGCAGCCUCUUUGCUAUAGAUAUGAAAGAGAAGCUGCUCAUGGUGCUGGCAUCCCUGGGAGAUGCCAUGUGCUACCAUAAAAGUGGUGCCAGUUCAGACCAGCCGGAGGCGGUGCUGGUGCAUCACCGGAUGGCCUUUGUGAGCACUUCUCUGUUCGCGGUCCGAGUCCUGCAGGCGCUUCUCCCUGUUGAAAAGGCAAGCCACUUUUUACCAGAGCCUUUGUCAGCAGCAUUAUUUUUAGUUUCUUUGGACAUGCCUAUUUCUUUGGAAUAUCCAAAUAUUCACGAAGCUGUUGUGGCAUAUUUGGAACAGCUGAAUUCUGAAAACUACAGUAUUUAUAAACGAACUGCGGAGGCUGUUUAUUCAAUCGAAUGUACCUGUAACUUCCUGUCUGAUAUUGGGAAGGAGGGAGAGAAGAAUCUCUUAGAAUUAGUGGAGCUGGCAGACCAAGCCUUGCGAAGCUUUUCCUAUCAUCAGCAUUUCCCCCUAAUAAAGGAAAUCAUCUGCAUGUGUUCAAAGAUCUGGAAAUCUGCACAGGCCAGUCCAUUACUUCAAGGAGAAAGUCAGAAGGUGUUUCUUCGAAUGUUAUCUCACCCAUUACUGCAAGUGAAAGUUGAAACUUACAACUGCUGUUUGGAAAUUAUUAAGGAAUGUUUAGGUGUCCAUAAUGUCACUAAACCUGUGUCUUCACUUUGCAAUGGAAUUCAUUUUCUACUUCACCCGAAAGUUCUGUAUGAAAUCUCUGCAUUUGGCAUUCAGGAAUCCAAAAGUGAGGUGAACGCCGCUGCCAAGGCCAUUCUGAUGUAUCUGCUGCAGGGACGACUGAUGAUGACAGCGGUGACCUGGAGCAAGUUUAUUGAGUCUCUGUGUCCUGUCAUUCCCGUGCUGCAGGGCUACGCGGACACCGAAGAGCCUCUGGGAAAAUGCGUCCUCCUCCUGAGCAGAGCGAGCCCCGAGGCGGACGAGGGGGCUCUUCCGGGCACCGCGCACCUGAGGGCCCUGCUGCGGCUCCUGCUCGUGAAGAAGCCGCCGGUCCGUUCACUAGCAUUAAAGCUUUUAGCGUGCCAUCUUACAAGGGAAGACGGGGCUCAUGUAAAGCGCCCUUCAAUAGAUGCCAGACUUCUCUCCAGAGUUACUAAUUUAUUUAUCGUGAAGAAACCUAUUGAACUCAAAUUGGAUGACAGAAAAGAACUGAUUAUUAAGUUGGAGACUGUUGAAAAGGUAUAUGAAAUCUUUACCUCAGAUGAUAUCGAUCUUGUCUUGAGAAAGUCAGCUGCAGAACAGUUAGCUGUGAUUAUGCAAGAUAUUAAAAUGCAUGCUGUGGUGAAAAAGUUAUGCUUAAUUGACAAGAUAAUUGAAUAUUUAAAUGAAUGUGUAUGUCAGGAUGGUGAGGUUGUAGAGUGCUUGAUCCAGCCGUGCCUCACGCUUUUGAGGAAGGUUCUUUGUGCUGACCCGGUCAUGCGUGUGGCCCUUUCACAACAGUCUUCUCUCUUAACCCUGUUAUUCAGAGUUUCCCUGAUAUUUCAUGAAGAUUGUACUGUUGUGACUGAAGUCGGAGCAUUAUUUUGUCUUCUCUUAUUUGAUGAAGUAUCAAGAAUGGAUAUGUGGUCUAUUAAUCCUUCUGAUAAACCUUCUUCACCACCAGUCUUCAGUUUGCCUGUUUCAGUUUUUAGAAGGUAUCAUCUACCAGUGCAUGUAGUUGGCCACCAUGCUGUGAGUCCUUACUCCAUAGUUUUGCCAUUAUCUGCUGAUUGUUUGGCCUUGAAGCCAGUCUCAGACAUGCUGAGAAUAGCUUGGAACUUGUCCUGGUAUCAUGGGAGUGAAAAUCUUUUGAAGCAAAUGAAUUCUGAACCUAAAAUCAAAGAGUGUUCAGACACGUUGAAACUAUCCACAGAGGAUACCCUUGCUCUGAAGGUGACGCACACAGCUAGUGGCCUGAGGGACUGUCUCCAUUCCGUGGUCGAGGCUGCAGCCCACAGGGAAGUGAGGGCUGCCAUCACGAGAAUGAGUUUUUAUCUUCUGAAUGACAGAUUGUCUUUAAAGAGCGGCACCGGCCCCUGUGGGCUGACCUUGAAGUCCUUGGCCUGGCACACUACACUGAACAGGUUUCUACAAGUGCUUCCUGCUUGCACUGAAGAUGAGAAACUGCUAAUAGACAUCAUACAUUUUUUAAAUAAGCUAUUGAAGGAACAAAGGAAAAACUCAUCAGUAGAACUUCUAAACUGGCUUCUAGAAUUACUUCUUAGACAUAGUCCAAACCCACUGUUAGACCUGCUGGUUCUGACGGAGUCACAGGCACGAGAGGAAACAGAUGACAUCCGGACCGCUGUCAGGCAACAAGUGCAGAAAGAACUGGUUGCUCUUUUCAAUACCUUGCUGCUCAGUUUCAUGGCAGUUACUGACAGGAAAUGCUUGGAACUUCUUCACGUUUUCCAGACACAGCUGGCUCUGAGACUGCUCCAGAGCCUGAGAGUCACUGAUGCCCCUCACUUCUAUGGCCUGCCUUCCCUCGAGAGGACCUUACGAGGGAUGGCUCACCUCACGGCAUCUCCGGGAUGGAGCUCACACUCUCCUCUCACAAAGCCAUUUGAAAUUUGUGUCAAGUACUUGUCAGGUCUUCUUGAAGUCAUUACUUCCUUUUACGUGGAGCGUGGAGGAAAUGCGAUGUCCUUUAUGGGAAAAGGGGUCACCAAGAGCACAAUUCUUUGUUUGCUUCACUUAUCCCACGAGAUGAUGGCCCAAGCCCAGAGCUCGGAGUGGAUGUCACUCUGGUUCUUGCCUCUGGGGAGUCACAGCGAAGACCAGACCCCUACUCAGCAAGGAUUGGCUUGGUUGAUUCCAUUAUGGGUUGAUCGAGACCCAGAAGUGAGGUUCACUUCACUGGGAUUAGGAUCGGCACUGACCACCCUUGAAACAGGUUGUGUGGCCUUGGCAAACAGCUGUCAGAACAUUUCUGGUGGGCUCUGGGGGACUGUGGUGAACAUUCUUCUGGACCAGUCGGAAUGCAGUAUGGUGCGCAGGGAGGCUGCAUUUAUUCUUCAGAAUCUCCUUGUAAUUCCAAUGCCUUCAGUAAUUUUAAAGGAUUAUACUUGGCAGGGCCCCUGUGUCCACGAUGAGGAUUCUGGUGUAUCGCUCGUAGGAAAACCUGCCCUUCAGGCUCUUUUAUAUCACUGUCAUUUUUAUGAACAUUUGAAUCAGAUGGUAAAACAUUGUUACCUGGGACGGUAUACUUUUGAUUUGAAAUUUUCUGCUCUUGAUGGAACUUCAGAAGGCAGUGAUUUCAAUGGUUUAGAUGAUUCAUUCAAGUUUUGGAGGGCUCCAUCUAGGUUGUCCAGCCAAGAUCAAGAUCCAAGUUCUCUCUCCACCGUGGAAACAAUGGUGGCAUCUUCAUCGGGAAGCACUGAAUUUCCACCAUUUGGGCCCUCCACAGCGCCUCUCCCUGAAGCCUCACACGACCAGUUUGUGGCUCAAGUAAUCGGUCAGCACGAAACCGCGUCGGCACGGCUUCCUCGCGACGCGUCCCUUCCUGCCGCUCUGCCCAGGCAGCGUGUGGUGACGCCGCCUCUCCUCGCGGCGGUGUGCAGCCUCCUGGACGGCCUCCUGGCGACUGCGCCGGGAGACACUGCACGUGCUUUUCGGCAGGCCCGUCUCGUGGAGCUUCUCUGUAGCAUCGCAGAUGCCACACUCCUAGAGAGCUGUGUCCAGGAGCUCAAGGCGCCACUGCCUUUGUCCCCUCCCGCUGAGCACACGCAGGCUCAGGUAUCCUCUCUCCUAGAAUACCUGUCGUCUUUGUCCAGGCUUCUGCAGUCAUGUUUACUGGUAGAUCCUGACCUUGUGAUUCAGGAAGAGCUUCUGAAACCUCUUACCACAAACAUCAUCAGGGUCCUCACCAUAUGCAUCAAAGAUGUGUUAGAUGUAGAGUUGGUAUCAGCUUUUUAUCACACAUGGACGCAUUUAUUUAACCUUCUGGCCGUACUCCUGAGGAAAGCCGCUCUUGCCUCUCUCCCGGCUAUGACAGUGGUUCUGGCCAAGCACUGGGCAGCAGUGAUCGAUAUGUUGUGCACUUGUGUGGGUUUGUCUAUAACCUGCCCCACCCUGUGUACUGCCAGCCUGCAGUUCCUUUCUGUCCUCUUGACUGAAGAAGCAAAGAGGUGUCUCCAGGAUAAGGAUAAAACAAAUUUAUGCCACAGUCCAUCAAUCACUUCACUCCUUGACAAAACUCAGGAAAAUCAGAAAUCUCUAGAACGACUUAAUGAAGUAAUUCUUCAGUGCUAUGAAGGAAAACCCUCCAAGGAUGUCCUGAAAAGAGUUGCUGCAAAUGCAUUGAUGUCACUUCUGGCUGUCAGUAGGAGAGCUCAGACACAUGCUUUGAAAGCUGAUCUAAUAGACAGCUGCAUGGAGCAGAUGAAGCACAUCAGUGCACAGCUGAACCUCGAUUCUCUCAGGCCCGGGAAAGCAGCGCUGAAGAAACAGGAGGACGGUUUUAUUAAAGAGUUAAGCAUUGCCAUGCAGCUCCUAAGAAACUGUCUUUAUCAAAAUGAAGAAUGUAAAAAAAUACUGCUGUUGCUGGGCCCGGCCCUGUUCACCUGGGGGAGCUUCACAGCCAGCCCUUCUGGCUUCUUGUGCCCAGUGACUCCGCCCCUCUGCCUGGGAACCAUCGAGAUGUGCUGCUGUGUCUGGGAGCAUUGGUGCUGUCACUUAGAACACCACGGUAGGAACUGUUAGGCAGGUUAUAGUGUUUUGGGUGCUUUGAUUUGCUUUGUCAUAGUGAUACAACACUAGUUUUCACAGAGAAAUACUGUGGGAAAUGAAUAAGAGAAAGAUAAAUUACAGGAGUUUCAUUUUUAAAAACGUUCUUGUCUGUUUUGCUUUUACUUGUGAUAAAACUAGAAAAAACUUAUCUGGAAAAAGAAUAUUUUGAACAUAUUCCUUAAGCUGUGUUAAUUUGUUAAAGACACAUUGCUAGCAAUUUACAUUUCAGGACAACUUGAGAAUUGUUUAUACAUUUCACUAAAAUUCUCAAUAUAUGAACUCUUUACUCAAAAUGGAGGUAUCAUUUACUAAAUUUGUGAUCCAUUAUGGUAAAUAAUGUGCUUGCAGCUGGAUGUAGUUGAUAUUAAUCCAUGACACCUUACCCUGGUAAUACUCUGGAACCCCUUCCAGGUCAGCUCUGCUUAUAUAGAUUUAUGAGGUACUAGCUGGGUACUGAAAUACAGUGUUCACAUGUGUAUCACAUUAGCCAUCUAUGAAAAGUGUAAUCUCUCAGUAACUCAAAGCAUUUUUAUAUUUCCAAGUUGUUUAAUAAGGAAUAAAUCCAAAAAAGAGCAUAUAGAUUGCUCUUUGAGUAUAAAUACAGUCCUGUGGGGCAAAGAUUCUUAAUUUCUUUUCCUGUUCCAACUUCCUGAGGAGUAUCACAUGCUCCCAGUACUAACCGUUGGGUACGCUUUGGUAAUUCACCAAGUCACCCAUGGCUGCCUCACCCCAUUGUCUAUAUACGUGGGACAUUAGGGGUUUCCAUACUGGGAAGAUCAUGAUGGCUGGAAGGUAAAUGAACUGUGGGGAAGGUUAGAGGUCGGAGACUGUAGUAGUCAGACAGGAGGUGAUGAGCCCCGAAUUGGGGCAGAUGAAGAAGGGAAGGAGGGUGGGGAGAUACUGAAGAGAAAAGAGAAAUAUAGAGUGAUUUCCAGGCUCUACUUUAAUGCAAGUGCGCAUAAUAGAGCAGACUGUAGGCAUGAGCGAUUGUAAUGUUCAGGUUCACACAUGUUAAUAUAAAGGGUCUUUGGGACAUCCAGGUGGAAAAUGGCUGGUAAUCAGUAGAUUACAAGGGUCUGGGGCUCUGAGCAGGAUAUAGGCGGGGGAUAUUAGGAGUUACCAGUGUAAACUGUUGAAAUUUCCCAAGAGAGUAUAUACGAAAGCCUAGGUCAUAUCUGUAGAAACUAAACAUGGAAAACAACUGGGAUGGGAGUGCUGGAGAGCAUUUGGAGAUGUUCCAGGACAGAGAGGCUACAUGGAAAUGAAUUAAGAGUACAUCUUUAAUAGAUGCCACAGUGCUGAGGGUGGUCUUGGUAGCACUGUCAGGACAGAAAAUAAAUUGAACUAAGCUGAAGAUUAAGUAAGAGAUGGGAAGUGAAAGCAAUAAGAACCUUGGUCAUGAAAAGCAGCAUUAAUAAUUUAGGACAUACAGCAUUAAAGGAAGUUAGUCUAGACUGUUUGUUUCUCCUAACAUGUAAACUGCUUGAAUAUAAACAGAAGUGAGCAAACUGGGGACUAGUGGUUAAAGAGACAGGAAGAAGAGGACUGAUUGAUGGAUGAAGGUCCCUGAGAAGGUGGGGAGGCUGUGUUUCAGAAGACAGAUGGACUUCCUGACUACCUGCAAGGGAACACCUACUCCACACUUCCGGGCAGGGAGGAUGAGUAGAUGAAUAUGCAGAUAAACUAGGUGUACAGAAUGGUAGAGACGGAGCUUAUACAUAAUUAUUUCUGUCUUCGUAAUCGUGGGGCUGUGUUCCAAGCUUAUGAAGAGUGGGGUGAAUAACUAACACUGGGAAUGACUUCAGAGCUUAUGGAGAGGGUUAAACACUGGUAAUAACUUCCCACUCUCUUCUGCCAUUGAUACUGCAUAAAAUUGUAUAGGGUGUGUGUAUUUAAUAUAAAUACCUACAUGUGUGCACAUAAGGUCUAUGAAUUGCCUAGUAAUUCCUGUUCAUUUAAAAAAUUGCUCAUUACUACAGACAGAAUUUUUUUUAAUUGUAUUUAUUUUUGAGAGAGAGAGAACCCGAGUAGAGGAGGGGCAGAGAGAGAUGGAGACAGAAUCUGAAGCAGCUCCAGGCUCCAAGCUGUCAGCACAGAGCCCGAUGCGGGGCUGGAACUCACCAACCGUGAGAUUAUGACCCGGGCUGGAGUCGGACGCCUAACAGACUGAGCACUCCAGCGCCCCACUGCAAAUAGAUUUUAUACAUAAUACCGUCCUAGGG